UAAACCACCACUUGACAACUCUCUUAUUAAAGGAAUGGACAUACAAGCAUGCAGCAGUUAAUUCACAAUUAUCUGCAACUUAUUCGCCACAAAAAGAAUUGUCAAAAUAGAGGAGGAAGACGAUUAAGAAGACAAGUCAGAUGCAGAAUUAAGUUCUUUCAUCGGACGAGAAAAUAAAAACCUUUCUUUAAGAUUUGUCAGGGAAAUUCCCUGACUCAAGAUCCCAGAGUGUCAAAAUGCCUCGGGCAGUGAUUUGUGACACUCAAGUCCAGCCUUCCAAGGGAACUUCUUGAUCACGUGGAGGGGGCGGUGGACUUAUUUGGAUUUUUUAUUUUUUUACUUUGUUGUACGUUCAACAGUUCUUCCAUCUUCCAAAUCUUCUCCUACUGACAAUUGAGCUAAAGUUCUGUGCCCUUAUAUGUGGUCGGCGCAAAGAUAUUUCUUGAAAAAAGUUAAGGGCCAUAUGCACAUUUCAGAUGGAGAAAAUUCCUCCAUUUAUCAACUUUAGCAAUUACACUGAAAAAUCCACCAAGAAUUUCUUUGAAAAUGUCUCACCUUUCACAAUACCUUCAACGCAUCAGACAGACUUAUUUUUUCAGAACUAUAACGAAUCAGUUGAUAUUCUCGACUCUUCAUUUCUUGCCUCUACAGAUUUCAUCGACUUCACAGACCUAGAAGAAUCAUCCAGUACAUCAGGAGACUGGUUUAACCCCGAAUUCGAGACAUCAUCAGAAUCUCAUUUAGAUGAAUGUGGCUUGAUAGACUUAACAUUAGCAACAGCUAAUGACGCUGGAGUUAAUACACUCGACUAUUUAAAUAAAGAAAAGACGAUACCAAAAUCUUGUUCACCUCUUAGAACAAAAACGAUGGCACCUGAUAAUUUUAUUUUACCGGAAAUAACUAUAAACCAGAUCACCAAUUCCAAUUUCGAACAAUCCACCAACUACCAUGUUUCGUUGCCAAAGAGGCUUAGUAAAACUUCAGAAACUGAUACUUCACUUCAAGACAGUUCAUUUUAUUCAUUAUUUCCAGACGAUAAAACGAUAAAUAAAAAUUUAGUUGGCGAUAACAGUGCUUUUGAAAACUAUGUACCGGUUGAUAUGUCCGCUUUCAAAUUGAACUCAAACACUGAAUUUAAGUGCAAAGAGGAAAAUAGUGAAUUCAACUCGAGGAAUUUCAACGUCAAUUUGCGAGAUACGUCUUCGCCUCUAGAUGCCAUAAAAGAACUUGAAUAUAUAAAUAAUAGUGAAUCACAAUAUGCAAGUCAAAAGGAGGAAACGGAGAAGGCAUGCUUGGAAAAUCAUUUUUACGCAGAUUCUGAAGGUGAGGAUCUUAACAAACCUCGAAAGGAAAGAACAGCUUUUAGCAAGAGUCAAAUCCAAGAAUUAGAAGAAGAAUUUGCUCACCAUAAUUAUCUCACUAGGCUAAGGAGAUAUGAAAUAGCUGUAGCUCUAGAUUUGACAGAGAGACAAGUAAAAGUAUGGUUUCAAAAUCGUAGAAUGAAGUGGAAAAGAACAAAAAGUUUUCACUUGAAGCAUAAAGAUAAAAUUUUUAGAGAUACGAGCAUUUUCAGGUAGACAUCAAAAUGGGAGAUGGUAUUAACAAGGUGGCCACAAGAAUUAAAAAAUAUAUAUAUUACCUUGACUAACUUUUUUGGAUGAUUUUAUCCAAUUUCUCUGAUUUUUGUAACCAAUUGCAUCAUUUUUCUGUUGUAUUCAUGUCCGUAAAAUAUAAAAUCACUUUUUCAUAAAAAAAAUUUAAUAAAA
Parasteatoda tepidariorum (common house spider) is the source of this 1766-nucleotide messenger RNA. RefSeq lists its product as uncharacterized. Gene Ontology annotation, cellular component: nucleus. Gene Ontology annotation, biological process: positive regulation of transcription by RNA polymerase II. NCBI's taxonomy places the organism in Eukaryota, Metazoa, Arthropoda, Arachnida, Araneae, Theridiidae. Gene Ontology annotation, molecular function: RNA polymerase II cis-regulatory region sequence-specific DNA binding; DNA-binding transcription factor activity, RNA polymerase II-specific. The record is from RefSeq and is a predicted model, not a curated record.